CAGAAAACUCGCUACCAGGAAGAUGAGGAUCAUCGGUAAAUAGUCAUUAUUUCUUAGAAAUUAAUGCAUUUCGCCGAAAUUAAUAGAACAAUAUGUUUGCUCUUUACAGAACACAACUUUUGGAGCGACAGAAAACUCGCUACCAGGAAGAUGAGGAGUAUAGGUAAAUAGUCAUUAUUUCUUAGAAAUUAACUCUGUGAAAAUUAAUAUACUUUCACUUUCAGAAAUUAUCACAAACAAAAAAGUAACGAACAGUGGGAGAAGAAGAAGUUGGCUGGAUUGACUGAUGCAUGCAGGAAACUGGACUUCACCCCGGAUUCGGCAUUACUGAAGUGGCUGGGGCAGAGUGAGUUUCUCAAGGAGGAGAAAUUAGGGAUGUGAGUGAUUUAUUCAUUUCUUAGAAAUUAGAAUCUUGGUUGGUUUUGAUUGUGUUUAUUGUUGUUCACAGCGACUUCGUGGAUUAUCUGCGACAUCUCCCCCUCACCAAACUCCUUCAAAAAUUCCCCCAAUUCGUUUCGGAAAAAUUUCUGAGAAAUAAGGAUUAUUGUGUUUACGUUAACACACUUUUCGACUGGCCGGAGCUGCAAGGAAAAAGUAUUCCAGAAGCUGAGCAAAUUAUUUCUCAGAAAUCUAGUGACAAGAAGAAAAAGAUGUUUACGUACAUUGGGCUUCAUUCAAAUGGACAAAAAUCUCGUCCCGGCCACAAAUGGGAUGAAAAUUCCGCCAUCUAUCAAUUCCUUCAGACUCCAGGAACUCGAGCCUUCAACUCCUUCCUCUUCAACUGUAAUCCCUUAGGAAUGAAGACUGCUUCUGGUGAUAAAUUGCGAGCUAUGAUUGCACAGGCAGAAGUGUACAUGAGGGAAUUGGAAGCUUUCUUAAUCAAAUUUCAGGAUGAGCGUCAGAAGCUGCCGUUUGGUGGGAUGCAGCAGAUGUCAAUCAAUAAGAAAAUAGAGCCCCUACGAACUGGACUGGCGAAGCAGGCAUCCGUCUUGUGUAAGACUGCUCAAUUAUUCGAUUUCUCGAAAAGUGGAAGGAAGGCUACCCCUAAGGCUGGGUUUCUGUGUGGGGCAGACCUCCCAUUUUUCAUCAUUAAUGAAAUUAAAAAUUAA
Molecule: messenger RNA, 1109 nt
Organism: Folsomia candida
Lineage: Eukaryota; Metazoa; Arthropoda; Collembola; Entomobryomorpha; Isotomidae
Exons: 2
Coding region: 651-1109 (152 amino acids)
Source: RefSeq, a predicted model, not a curated record